AGUGUGAGGGCGACGGAGAGAAGGACACACACGUCUGAAGAACAUGGAGAAAGGAGACGACAUCAUCAACCCCAGUUUCGCGGCGGCGCUGAUGAAGCUGGACCCGGACGAUGGGGCUCAGAUCAUGGACUACAUCAGAACUCAGGCCCUGCUCUCCAGAGAGAAAGCCCUGCUGCAGUCGUCGGUUCGGGAGCAGAAGAAACUUUUGGUGGAAAACGCCAAACUGAAAAAGGACAUUGAGGAUCUGAGAGGACAACUGCAGGACAAACAGAGGAGACGAUUAGCCAAAGCGUUGUUCUCUCCAGCCCCGCCCCCUCAGCAGACAAGCCCCGCCUCUUCCUCCUCAGACUCACCCGCCGCUUCACCUGUCAAUCAACCUGCGCAGGAUCGAAGAGACGGACAGCGCAGGAAAAGAGGAGACAGGAGAGUCCGAUCAGGAACAGGAAGUGAGCUCCUGUUGGGGGUGGAGCCUCGUCUGGACGUGUCACGAUUGGACCUCAGGGUGGGGCGUGUCCUUAGCGCCCGAAACCACGCCCACUCGCUGAGCAUACAGGAAGUAGACGUCGGAGAGGCCGCUCCCAGGGCUGUGGUCAGCAAACUGGGGCCCAACGUCCAGCUGGACCAGCUGCCCGGAGCGAUGGUCGUGUUGAUCUGUAACGUCAAAGCCCGCAAACUGAGGGGCGUGGUCUCGAAGGCGCGUCUCGUCUGCUGCAGCCAAUCGAAAGACUGCAUCGAGUUGCUGACCCCGCCCCCAGGGUCCACGCCCGGGGAUCGAAUCACCUUCCUCAACUUCCCAGGUGAACCAGACAAAGAGCUGCCGUCGAAGGAGCGCGUGUUCGAGCGUCUGCAGCCCGACCUGUGCGUGGACUCGAAGGGCGUGGCUCAGUACAAAGGCUGCGGCUUCGAGGUCAAAGGGAAAGGCCUGUGCAGAGCGCCCACUCUCAUCAACUGUUCCAUCAGAUAAACACAAACAGUUUUAAAACCGAACAGUGGAUUUGAGGUGGAAAUGUGUAAAAAUACAGUGAGAAUUAAAAAUCAUUAUGACCCAUUGGCAGGUUCCAUCGGCGUUCUU
Messenger RNA from Periophthalmus magnuspinnatus, 1072 nucleotides. RefSeq names its product aminoacyl tRNA synthase complex-interacting multifunctional protein 1-like. Lineage: Eukaryota; Metazoa; Chordata; Actinopteri; Gobiiformes; Gobiidae. Gene Ontology annotation, molecular function: tRNA binding. Bases 44 to 964 code for a protein of 306 amino acids. The transcript has 7 exons. The record is from RefSeq and is a predicted model, not a curated record.